AUGUUUGCCGCUAAUAUAAGUGGAAAAGCGAGCGGUGAUUACGGGAGCGGUCAGGACAGCAAACAAACCAAUUAUUCGUUACAUAUAUUCGGCGACAUUAUGCCGACCGACGAGCCGUUGCCGCAAACAAUUGAGGAGUCGUUGGCACUAAUGAAAAGAAUGCCCUUGCUCGUUCAGACAGCUAAUGGUGGCAAGGGCAAACCAUUGAAGUACACGCUGGUGCCACUGUCCACCCUAACCAGUCGAUUAAGUCUGCCCAAAACGGCCGACAAAGUGAUCAAGUACAUUGACGAGCAGGCGAUUGUCCGUUGCGUCCAACUGUUUGAUAGGAUCGCGGCGUCGAAGCAACGACUCUACGAUUUGUAUGAUUUCGUGAAUUCCAAUAAAUAUUGCGUUCCCGCGGAUCGGGUGCGCGGUAUAGGCGCCCGAAAGGAUCAAUUAGACUCGGAUGAGGCCAGCCUUAGAUCAAAAUUAGCCGAAUUAUUGGUGGAGGUGCGCUCCGGGAGGGCUGGCGGUGACAAACUGGAAAAGCUCAUUAGCAACACAAACGAGGGCUCACUUUCGGAUAAUAAAAUACAAAACUUUAUUAAUAGUAACGAAGAUAUUGCCGACAAAAUAACUUACGCCAAAAUGUUACAACACGAAGGGGUUAUAUAUGUGGGCGCCCCCGGGCAUGGCCAGUCACUGGAAACGGCUAAAAUGGAACGCCUACAAUCGGAAAUUUAUAUUUUGUUCUGGACCAGUUUGUCCAGUGACACAAAGGAUCGAGAUUGGACUGAUAAUAAGCAUCACUUUUUACGACUGGCUAAACAAAACAAUGACCUUGAUACAGACAGUAAAAAGGAUAUGACCAGAUUUAUAGCUGCCGAUUUGGAUAUGAGACCCGAGCUAAAUGACCAGGAACAUGUUUCAUCAGGAACACGUAUUUGCCUGUUUAAGAAUGGCAAAUAUAUUCACCAGAAUAUAUUCCUCGAUUAUAUUACCAAUAAUGACCGGUGUUUGAUUAAGCCAAUUGAGCCGGUUCAUUUAGUAGUACAUAAGCCAAACAAGCGUGUCAUUUUGGAGAUACGAUGUCCCGGCUCAUUAUCAGGCUAUUGUGAUUCAAAGGACGAACAUACAUGGCAGUGUUACAAAUGCGACGAACUAAUUGAGCAUGAUAAUGAUUUGGCAAAACUAUUAGAAAAAUUGCGACCAAUGAAAGAAAUGAAUAUAUUGAUUUUGGGCGAAACUGGCGUGGGUAAGUCCACUUGGAUAAAUGGCCUGGUUAAUUAUAUGACAUUUAAGUCACUGGAUGAUGCCGAGCAGAAUAAAUCGCUGAGUCUAAUAGCGUCAAAAUUUACAAUUACUGAUGAAAACUAUAAGCAAGUUGAAGUUAAGAUUGGCGACGAUAAGAAUGAGGUAAUGGCUGCCGGACAGUCGGCUACUCAAGAACCAAAAGCUUAUGUAUUAGAUUGGGGUAAAAAGCACGUUAGACUAAUCGAUACGCCCGGCAUUGGAGACACGCGUGGCCUCGAACAGGACAAAGAGAACUUCGACGCCAUAUUGCGGUACAUCUCAAACCUGGAUGAGUUACACGGCAUAUGCAUAUUGUUGAAGCCCAACAGCGCCCGACUCACUGUUAUGUUCCAGUUUUGCGUCAAAGAGUUGUUGACACAUUUGCACAAAAGUGCAAGCAACAACAUCGUGUUUUGUUUCACUAAUGCACGUAGCACGUUUUAUAGGUAGGGUACCGUGAUUUUAAUAAGCUAUUUUAUUAAAUUCGCUUAGUUUAGUCAAUUCAAAAUGUUAAUUAUGUUACCGGAUAACUAUUAAUGACAAACAUAACCACUCAAUUUAUAUUUUUCCCUAGAUGUUUCCAACUUAGAGUUUUUGUUAGAAUCUACAAUUUCGAUUUCCAUACCUUAAUAUUCCAGUUGUAUCAGAGUAAAAUCAGGUAUAUGAACAUAUUGGUGGGGAAACCCAUGUUUCUGGAAAAAUUU
Messenger RNA from Oppiella nova, 1979 nucleotides. The record is from the annotation of a GenBank genome assembly. NCBI's taxonomy places the organism in Eukaryota, Metazoa, Arthropoda, Arachnida, Sarcoptiformes, Oppiidae.